UGUCAAACUCACAUGUUUUGACUCUUGAGCCGCCUGCUUUGUUGUUAUCCAAUCAGUGCCGACCGGAAUCUUUCUUUUUAGUUCCGCCGAAAUGUCCACCCGUUGGUAUCCGAUCUACCAGCGCGGCAACCCGCAGCUGCGCGUUUUUCUACCCAACUUUUGGCUCAAGCUGAUCCGGCCGGAGCACGAGCAGCCACCGAAUGUCGUCCAGUUUGCGUGCUCGAUGGAGAUGACCAAGUACGACGUGCGAAACUAUCUGGAAAAGAUCUACAAGAUUCCGGUGGUGGACGUGCGGACGCGCAUCGCCAUGGGCAAGACGAAGCGGGACCAGGUCAUGGGCUAUAUCACCAAGGACGAGGACACCAAGCUGGCUUACGUUACACUGCCAAAAGAGAUGAAAUUUGAGUUUCCCAAUCUGUUCCCGUCGGAGGCCAAAGAGAAGCUGGAGGACGACAAGAAGUCACUGGACGAGGCCAAGAAGAACCACAAGAAAUUCCUGGAGAAGAACAAGGACAGGCCUGGCACACCCGGCUGGUUUACGAUUUAAGUUCCUUAUGCUUUUUGAAUAGAUCUUAGUUGAAAUUAAA
Molecule: messenger RNA, 587 nt
Organism: Culex quinquefasciatus (southern house mosquito)
Lineage: Eukaryota; Metazoa; Arthropoda; Insecta; Diptera; Culicidae
Gene: mRpL23
Product: probable 39S ribosomal protein L23, mitochondrial
Exons: 2
Coding region: 92-547 (151 amino acids)
Biological process (GO): mitochondrial translation
Cellular component (GO): ribosome; mitochondrial large ribosomal subunit
Molecular function (GO): structural constituent of ribosome
Source: RefSeq, a predicted model, not a curated record